Molecule: messenger RNA, 780 nt
Organism: Aaosphaeria arxii CBS 175.79
Lineage: Eukaryota; Fungi; Ascomycota; Dothideomycetes; Pleosporales
Exons: 1
Coding region: 393-629 (78 amino acids)
Source: RefSeq, a predicted model, not a curated record
UCGUGUUAUGUUGUAUGUAUGUAGGUCGUGUAGGUAGGUAGGUAUAUUAAUACGGUAAUUCCCCUUCGUCUGGGGAAAACGGGGGGAGUUGUACCGUGGAGUUGAGCGGAGGGGAGGGUUAUAUUGGGGGGUGUGUUUUGAUUGAAAUGACUUUGUUUUUGAUUUGAUCCGAGGGGUAGUUGGGAGGGAGGGAGGCUUGAGUAUUACUUAGGUAGGUAGGUAGGUAGGUAAUUAGGUGGUUAGUUAAGUUGGUUAAUCAAUAUGGAUGAUAGAUGGGGGAGGAUGACUGGGCCGGGCGGCCGUGUCCAUAAUCUCCCUUUGAAGAUUGCGGUUCGGGUGUUGUGUGUUUACGAAGCGAUGGGGAUGGGGUUCUUUGGGUAUGUCUGUCGUGUAUGUACAAGGCGGAUUUGGCAGCCUCGUUCUUCGUCCUUCUGUCUGGUUGUACUUACGGGUUUGGUGGUACAAGGUACGGUUCUCUGUUUGUGACUGACGCCGGUCCCUGUCCUUCGCCAUUCACCCAGUCUGCACGGGAGGGAGUGACGAAGUUCGUGCCGAGUGGACCUCCAUCUAACGCUUCAUCGGAAUUGCUGAGGCAAAGAACGAUGGAUGAUUGCGGGCAGAUCUGUUGAUCCUUGACAAUGCCGUGGUUUGGACGGGGGAUGGAUGGUCGCGUUCUGUCUUGAGUGAAUGAAGGGGGUGGGAAAAAAAUUGAUGACUUUUGUGUACGAAGUAGGGGAAAGAGAGUGAGGUCGUCUGUGUGAGUGUGGCAAAUGAGUGUCG